Molecule: messenger RNA, 765 nt
Organism: Penicillium alfredii
Lineage: Eukaryota; Fungi; Ascomycota; Eurotiomycetes; Eurotiales; Aspergillaceae
Product: oxidoreductase, short chain dehydrogenase/reductase family superfamily
Exons: 3
Coding region: 1-765 (254 amino acids)
Molecular function (GO): oxidoreductase activity, acting on the CH-OH group of donors, NAD or NADP as acceptor
Source: RefSeq, a predicted model, not a curated record
AUGACUCGAACCAUUCUAAUUGUGGGCGCUUCCCGUGGCCUUGGUGCCUCUCUCCGGGCCCGUUAUUCCUCCGAGCCAUCCACGAAGGUGUUUGCGACAUCGCGAACGACAGCCCCAGACACGACCCCAGGCGUCACCUGGUUGACUGAUAUCGAUGUCUCCCAGCCCAACGUGGGCCAGAAGCUCGUGUCACAACUCCCAAAGUCAAUCAAGAUCUCCACGGUCAUUAUCACAGCGGGCUAUUUCGGGUUUGAAACCUUCGACGCGCCUGACUGGGAGAAACAAGUUCAGAUGUACACUACUUCCGCGAUUGGGCCCGUUUUUGUGGUACACCACCUGGUCAAGGCCGGGGUAUUGGGAGAGGGCAGCAAAGUGAUCUUGGUUAGUAGCGAGAGUGGUAGUAUCACUCUGCGCCAUGAGAAGGAAGGGGGAGGGAACUUUGGCCAUCAUGCCAGCAAGGCAGCGCUCAACAUGGUGGGGAAGCUCUUGAGCUUGGACUUGAAACCCCAGGGCAUUGCGGUUGGUCUGGUACAUCCAGGUUUUAUGCGUACCGAGAUGACCAAGAGCGUUGGAUUCGACAAGUACUGGGAUGCUGGCGGAGCGGUGACGCCGGACGAAGCAGCUCAGUCGUUGGUCUCGUUCAUUGAUGGAUUUGAUCUCAGCAAGACUGGUGAAUUCUGGGCACCGCGGGGUCCGGGAGAUAUUGGGACCGCCGAGGAUGUCCUUGGAAAGGACUUGCCAACUCCUUUACAGCUGCCAUGGUAG